Molecule: messenger RNA, 246 nt
Organism: Dibothriocephalus latus
Lineage: Eukaryota; Metazoa; Platyhelminthes; Cestoda; Diphyllobothriidea; Diphyllobothriidae
Source: the annotation of a GenBank genome assembly
AUGGUUAUUCUGAAGAUGCGCUUACAACUUAAAAUCGACGGAAUAAAGCAGUUUAAGGGGUCAGGUGACUACCUGUUGUCCAUACUUUGUCGUAUCAGGCAUUUCGUUAUAUCCCAACCCUUCGUUGUUGGUGCCUUCUCCGGUUCCGGUAGGCCUGAACCUCUAGACAGCCUUCUGGAGGACUGUGAUUCAGAGGUGACAGAACUGCUUGCGGAUGGCUUGUCCACUAAGCUUUCGCAUGGCUGA